AUGGCGGUGGGUCAACAGGCCGCGCCUGGUCUGGCUGCCGGCAUAUGCGCCAAACUUAGCUGCGUGCGGGUGCUUGUCAGUAGUACACGCUCACCGGCGCAUCGAAAUCGAAGGCACUGUUGCCCCGUGCUUUGUCUCCGCAUCAUGCAGAGCUCGAGGCAUUCCCAUCAUUGGAGACGGAGACGGAGACGGAGACGGAAACUCAACCUCUCAAUCCUCAACACCGUGACAGGUUUGGACGUCUCCCGGAGCGGCGUGGUCGCCAGCUGUCCGCGCGCGCCUGUUCUCCAGUCGAAACUUGACCCUUUCAUCGCGUCCGCUACCCGCAUGCUGCAAGCCGCAGCCGCGCCAGGCUCUGUGCGCAACGCGAACGCGAACGAGAGGGUGCUGUCAACGCAAUGGUUACGUUGCACUUGCAUUUUCAUCGCACAUGGAUUUGCCCUCUGGUCGCGAAGACUGCCCGAAGUGGAAGGAGCACCUGACCAUUUCUCAAACCAUCUCGUGGGGCACGUUAUUGCCGCCAACAUCUCGACAAUACAGUCAUCACGUCGCUGGAGUCACUCUGCUUCACGUAUAUGA
Molecule: messenger RNA, 579 nt
Organism: Parastagonospora nodorum SN15
Lineage: Eukaryota; Fungi; Ascomycota; Dothideomycetes; Pleosporales; Phaeosphaeriaceae
Exons: 2
Coding region: 1-579 (192 amino acids)
Source: RefSeq, a predicted model, not a curated record